UUAAAAAAAAGUUAGUUAAACAUUGCCCAAUCCCCAAAGCAAUCCCCUCGCUGCCCCCGGUCGCUCCCAUGAGCACGCCUCGCCGUUGCCGCAUCUCGCCGGCGGCGUAGACAACGCCAUUCUCCCCGCCGACUAGUUGAUCUGCCCCAGACUAGUCCUCCCAACCGACCAAAUCACCCAUCAAAAAAACACCGGGAGGAGUUGCGCUGCUAAGCCUACCAUGAGCACGAGAGGGGAGAUGUCUACCCCUGGCUGCCGCCGCACCUCCCCGCCGCCUGCCUCUCUGCCAGACGACGACGACAUGCUUCGGGAGGUUCUCCUCCGCCUGCCCCCGCGGCCUUCCUCCCUGCCCCGGGCCUCCCUCGUCUGCAAGCGUUGGCGCAGCCUCGUCGCCGAUCCCCAAUUCCAGUGCCGCUUCCGCGACCACCACGGCAAGCCUCCUCUCCUUGGCUUCUUCCUCGAUUCCCGUCCGUUUGUUCCGAUUCUGGAUCCACCAGACCGCAUCCCCGAAGCUCGCUUCUCCAUGCCUCCCCUCGAGAGCUACCGCAUCAUCGACUGUCGCGACGGGCUCGUCCUUUUCCUCGCCCACAGGAUGAUGCGCCGCUUGGUUUUAUGGAACCCCGUCGCUCGCGAGCAGCGCCGGCUGAUCUUCCCGCCGGAGCUGGACAACGCCCAGAUGUUCUUCUUCAACGGGGCGGUGCGUCGCCCUGCCCGCCGCCAAGGAUGGCAUUUCCAGGUGGCCCUCAUAGCCCGUGACACACUAUGCACAAGAGUUUCGGUAUGGCUUUACUCAUCAGAGACCGGGGCAUGGGGCAACAUCAACUCACUGCAGCUGCAAUCGAUUCAGUCUAUGCCACAGCCCAGCACUUUGAUUGGGAAUUCCUUUUGCUGGUUAUUUACCGUGGGUCAUGGCUGUGUCAUACUUGAGUUUGAUCUUGAUAGGCAGAGCCUAGCUGUGACAGAGCUGCCACCACACACAGAUAUGGAAGCCGACUUUCACAAGUUAUGGAUUAUGCCCUCCCAGGGUGGUGGGCUUGGCUUCAUCCAUCUCUCACAAUUCCACGCCCAAUUAUGGAAGAGAGAGCCUGAUUCUGAUGGUUUUCCUGUAUGGGUGCCCGACAGAGCUGUUGAAUUCGGGGAACUUAGAUCAACUUGCAAGGGCGACUUCCUCACUUUGGUUGGGUUUGACGAGGAGAGUAAUGCAAUCCUUGUGCUGACAGCUUCUGGUGUCUUCAUGGUCUACCUCCAGUCAAUGGAGUUCAAGAAACUUUCUGAUCCAAAGUCCUUCUGUCACCAUUAUCCAUUUGCAUGUUUCUAUCCUGCAGGUACUGGCAUUGUUGAUGGACAUGAUGGAAAUGAAGUCCUGAACAAUAUGUGAGAUGGUUGUUUGGUGAGACAUGCUAGUAUGAUGUGAUGACUGAAAGGGUGACGUAACUUUAUCUCCUAGACAUGUCCAUUACGACAUCUAUGCUAUUUUACAAUUUAUUGCUGCAUGGGCUUGGCUGAUGAUGUUUUCUUAUGAAAGUAUUAACUCCAUUUGUAAUUUGUAAGGCAUCUGGUACUUUGCCUAAAUAAUCGAGAACUAUAUAUACCGGAACAUGAGUAAUUCAGAAUCCUAGUUAGUACAGUUCACGUUA
Triticum urartu is the source of this 1637-nucleotide messenger RNA. Its product is annotated as F-box protein At5g03970. Gene Ontology annotation, molecular function: protein binding. The record is from RefSeq and is a predicted model, not a curated record. Lineage: Eukaryota; Viridiplantae; Streptophyta; Magnoliopsida; Poales; Poaceae.